Sphaerodactylus townsendi is the source of this 4098-nucleotide messenger RNA. RefSeq names its product prolyl 4-hydroxylase, transmembrane (gene P4HTM). Bases 134 to 1594 code for a protein of 486 amino acids. Gene Ontology annotation, biological process: peptidyl-proline hydroxylation to 4-hydroxy-L-proline. Gene Ontology annotation, molecular function: iron ion binding; calcium ion binding; procollagen-proline 4-dioxygenase activity. Gene Ontology annotation, cellular component: endoplasmic reticulum. NCBI's taxonomy places the organism in Eukaryota, Metazoa, Chordata, Lepidosauria, Squamata, Sphaerodactylidae. The record is from RefSeq and is a predicted model, not a curated record. The transcript has 9 exons.
ACGCCCGUCGGCCGCGACGUUUGUCAUGGCACUAGUCCGCGAAGGUUCCCGCCUGUUCUCCCCCACUCCGCCGUUCGCCAGGUGGUUGCCUUGGUAACGGCCCGUCGCCUGCUAAACCCGGAGCGGGCCUAGGAUGGCCGCCGCGGCGGGGGCAGCAGUAGCGGCGGCGACUUCAGGGCACGACGAGGACCCGCCGCUGCCCGGGCCGUCCAUGGGGCGGCGAGCCGUGUGCUCCCGACCCUACUUCGUCGUACUGAUGGUGUUCGCGCAUCUCUACGUACUCAACGUGUUGGGGUUGCUACUUUUCGUGCACAUCAGCUCUGACGAUGGAGGCGCCGAACCGGGCAAAGAGGCUCCCAGCCCCGCUCAGGACCCGCCCGCGUUGCCCUUCUCGCCGGGCGGCUCCGGCUCUCCCGCCCUGCCUCGCCUUGAAGGCAUCAAGGUGGGCCAUAAACAGAAGGUGGAGCUGAUUCCUAACAAAAUCCAUUACAUGAAAACUCUUAGCCUGAAACCGCUUCUGUUUGAAAUUCCAGAUUUUCUAAGUGAGGAUGAAUGUAAGCUAAUUAUCCACCUGGCUCAGCUGAAAGGACUACAGAAAAGUCAAAUCCUGCCCACAGACGAUUAUGAAGAAGCCAUGGAAAUGAUAGAUAUCAGUCAGAUGGAUAUCUUCAAUUUACUAGACCAUAACCAGGAUGGACAGCUGCAGCUGAAGGAGGUGCUGACACAUACCAGACUAGGCAAUGGCAGAUGGAUGACCCCAGAGAGCAUUCGGGAGAUGUAUGCUGCUGUGAAAGCGGAUCCAGAUGGCAAUGGUGUGCUGAGUUUGGAGGAGUUUAAGCAGCUGAACAUCCGGGACUUCCACAAAUAUAUGGGAAGCCAGAAAGUGACAAUGAGCGAUCUAGUGCGGAAUAGCCAGCACGCCUGGCUGUAUCAAGGCGAGGGAGCCCACCAGGUCAUGCGCUCCAUACGACAAAGAGUGAUGCAUUUAACCCGCCUGCCCGCAGAGAUUGUGGAGCACAGCGAACCCUUACAAGUGGUGCAAUACAGCCAGGGAGGGCACUACCAUGCCCACAUGGACAGCGGACCAGUGUUCCCAGAAACUGCCUGCAGCCACACCAAACUGGUCACCAAUGAAACCGCUCCAUUUGAAACGUCAUGCCGCUACGUGACAGUGCUGUUCUACCUUAACAAUGUGACUGGAGGAGGAGAGACUACCUUUCCUAUUGCUGACAACAGGACCUAUGAAGAGAUGUCUUUGAUCCAGAAUGAUGUUGACCUUCGUGACACUCGUAAACACUGCGACAAGGGAAACCUUCGUGUAAAACCCCUGCAAGGCACGGCUGUCUUCUGGUACAAUUACCUGUCAGAUGGGGAAGGCUGGGUGGGAGAUGUGGACGAAUAUUCCUUGCACGGAGGGUGCUUGGUCACUGAAGGAAUUAAGUGGAUUGCCAACAACUGGAUCAACGUCGAUCCCAAUAAGCGACGGCAGCUCCAGUUCCAACAGGAGAUGGCUCGAUACAUAAACACUGGGGACGAGGACCAAAGCGAGUGGACCGUGGACAAAUCCUACAGCGAUGUACAUGUGGAGCUAUAGUGCUCGGAGAUGCCCCUUCAUCGACUUGGAAGAAACAUUUUUUGCACUAGCCAGUUCCAGCCCUGGGAUCUCCCACCAUUCCCUGUCCCCACACAUCCCUGCAGGGCGUGCAAGCGGUGUUCUAGCCUUGCAUUUCUGACUAGACUGGGAGAGGCAAGGACUGCCUGGAUGGGUGUGCGGGGUCACCAAUGCCCUCUGGAAGGAGAGCCAGUGAUCAGGCGAGGGUGAGGGAAGUAGCAGCAGUUUGCUUUCUUCGGGACAGUUGGAAUUAGCCGACAGGAUUCCUGCUUUCCUUCGUCCUGGGCCAUUUGUCCCGCCGAUUGCAGCCCUUGUUGUUCUCCUAUAAGCUGGCUUUGCAGCUGCUCCCCUGGUACCUGCUACCUUCUUCUGCCAUCACCAACCUCCCCUCUUAGGAGCGAGCAAAGGUAGGCUGUGCGCCUCCAGAGCUAGUUAGUCAUUUAUGGAUCCCGAUGGUAGGAAGGUCCCACAUUAGCAAAACCAACCUUUGACGUUACCUGCUGCUUAUUCUACACGCUCUUUAUAGAGUGAGGCUCAGUGAUAUGGUGACAGGUAGUCAUGUGCUGUGGCAGAUUCAGGGACCAAAGGUGCUCAAGUCAUGCCAGGUGGUUUCUGAUGUUCAUCGUGGAGAAUUCUUCUCAGGGUCGGACAUGGUUCUGAAGCCUUUUUUUUGUUAUUGUGUGAAUUAUCAGGGGGGAAAGGGAAGCGUUCAAAAGUGCAAUAGCAGCUGGUGUGCUGUAUUUUUGAGGUUUUCACUUCAGUGACUUGAUUUGUGUGCCUGGUUUGGUGUAAACCUGUUUUGUCGAAAGGUUUGUCUAGAGCCUUGGCCCCCUCUGCCUUGUUUGCUAGCGCGCCCCCCCCUCCCCCCCCCCAGGUUGGCCAGUGUGUGAAACAGAAUGCUGGAGAAGAUGGGCUAUUAAUCUGAUCCAGCAAGGCCUCUCUUUUGUACUUGGGGGUUUUGCCCAGAAAGCCUUUCACUCAUCUACUCCUUUGUUUGCUCAGUUACACUCUUCUCUUCUGAAAGAAAGAUGUGAAAAUUGGAAGAAAACUAGUCAAUCACAACGAACCAAAAGGAGCCUUUCCUGGCAUCUGAGCCUGACGCACAAGCCAACAUAAAUUCCCUUCCUUUCAUGUCUGCGUAUAAGGGAGAAGGGAGCUGAAAAAGGUGACAAAGAAAUGGAAGCAUCGGUGAGAAAUAGAGAAGAUUCCCAUUGUUUUGUGCUGAGCCACAUGAUACUUGUAGCUGAAAUAAAAAAACAAGGCUAUUCCUAUUGAGAAAGCUGGCCUAAUUAGUGGCUUGCUUUUUUAGGCAGGGAAGAGGGCUUUCAGUUGUAAAAGAAGUUUUAUGACACCCUUAGGGCAAAAUGCAGGGUUUGGAAAUAGCCAUUACUGUAGAGGAUUGUAGCCGUUUUAAUCUGAAUGUUGCAAAAUGUGUUCUCCAUUAGGAAACUGCACAGGAACCUAGUUAGCAAGUGGUUUGUCAGGAAACACAUUUAUUUUGACACCAAAGUCAUCCUUUUUUUUUUAAGAUGGUGGGUGUUCCGUCUUGUUGACCAAAUGGAAGUUUCCACAUGGUAUAAGUUUCCUCCUAACACCCUGAAAGCUUCUGACUUAGAGGAAACAGCUUUAUGUUGGCAUUUAUUUGUGAUGGGCAUUUGGUGUUCCCACUAGGCAACCAUUGGGGUCCACAGCUUUCCCAAAGGAUGCUGAGCGGUGAGGAGUUUCCCAGGUUGCAGGGAGUUGCUGCCCUCCAUUUGUGCUGGGUCUCUUAUGGGAAGAAAGAGACUGUGGGUAUGAAAUGUUGAUUGUCGUGCGUUGGAGUCCGUUUGUCUUAGCUGUUGAACUCCCAUUUCAAGGAAUGAACAUGGACCACCCAUCCCUGAUAUUGGGGUUCUUGACUAAUUGCCUUAGCAGCGGCUAGAUAAUUUGUGACUGGCCAAAGCAAACACAGUCUGCCAGCCAUGUAGUUCAAUCCGGCAAGUGUUCAUCCCCUGCAUAGGGUAGCCAACUACCAGGUGGAGUCUGGAGGUCCCCUGGAAUUACAGCUCGUCUCCGGACUGCAGAGAUCGGUUCUUCUGGAGAAAAUGGAUGCUUUGGAGGGUGGGUUGUAUAACCUUGUACCCUACUGAGGUCCCUUCCUCCCCUUCCCCCCCCCCAUGAUCCCCCCCCCCCCCCUCAAUACGAAAAACAUCCCAGGAAUUUCCCAAGCCACCUUUGGAAAAACAGAUAUAUCAAGACCCUCACAAAUUGCAUUCAGCUUGCCUUAGUAUUAGCAGUGUGCUUUGAAAUAAGGAUCUAAAAAGUUUGCCACUUGCACAUCUCUCCCAGAUGAGGAGACCUCUGGCACCCUUUUUUUUAACACAGUCAUGCCAGUCUAAACAAUGUCAGUUCAAUAUAUUUCUAUAGAUGCUUAGGAUUGCAGCCUUAUGUUGCAGUCUUGCUACAGUUUUUUUUUUCAUCUGGGGAAAAAAACCUCCAGUACCCCU